Molecule: messenger RNA, 6226 nt
Organism: Nothobranchius furzeri (turquoise killifish)
Lineage: Eukaryota; Metazoa; Chordata; Actinopteri; Cyprinodontiformes; Nothobranchiidae
Source: RefSeq, a predicted model, not a curated record
GUUUACAAGGUAUUCUACAAGACCUUUGCCUAAUCAAUGGCCUCCUCUGCCCCUUAUAUGUGAUCUGUGUAUCACAUAUAAGGGGCAUAUAUAUGAUAUAUAUAUGAAAAACCUGUGUUUAAAAGCAUAAUGGUGUGGUUGUCCAGAAUUUGAAACAAGACUGGCUUUGCAUGUUUGCUCAUGCUUGGUCUAAGACCCCAUCCCAUCAUCAGUGUCAAACUGGAACGGCGUCAUCUUCAUCCUGGCACGGUCCCGCAGAGGUCUACGUGGCAUGCCCAUCUGAAAUCUCUUAAAUUCUGGAUAUUCAGCAGUUCUGCUCACACGUUAAUUUUCUCUGGAAAGACACUCCCACGGCAAAACUAGCUCCUGGGCAGAGCCAGACAUGUUUUGUUUACAUCAAAUGGCUUUCUGUGAAUGUGGCUUCCUGAUAGCUGUUUGUGUUGCCUCAGUAGGCCUACCUCAUAUUGGUACAAGCACGUAGAAAACCUUAAAAUGAUGUGUUAUUGACACACUCACUCACUGCUCACAUUCUGUUUGCUGUUGUGUUCCCAUGUGAUCUCCUUCUUCAGAAAAUGUCUAAUUAGUUUACCAUGAGCCCCUCUGGACCAGGCGUGAGAACGUUUAGAGCAUGUCUGAAAACCCUUGACUAAAGACAUUUGACUGUGUUGUUUAUUUUAGGGAGCAAUGUCAAACUGUGAGCGGGAAGCUGCUAAUGUGGGGAGUUUCCUGCAGCAGAUUUUACAUUAUUAGGUGUAAUCAUGAUACCAAGCAUGAUACGGUUCUGUUUGAAUCAAUCUGUGCUGCAGAUUUAAAAAAAAAGUAAUUUUCUGAAUGGAAAAAUGACUCGGAUGUAAAUUAUCAUUGGCAUAUAUGUUUUCAUUUGUCUUGGUGGGUCUAUAUUUGUUUCCAUAUCUUGGAAUUGAAGUGAUCCAGAGAUAAUAUUUGUCUUUUUUCAUCUUCUUUUCUAGUGUGCUGUUUUGUGGUGCACAAGCGCUGUCAUGAAUUUGUCACUUUUUCCUGUCCGGGGGCCGACAAAGGGCCUGCAUCUGACGAUCCUCGUAGUAAACACAAGUUUAGAAUCCACACUUACUCCAGCCCCACCUUCUGCGACCACUGUGGCUCCCUCCUGUAUGGGCUGAUACACCAGGGCAUGAAAUGCGACCACUGUAUGAUGAACAUCCAUAAGCGAUGUGUUGCCAAUGUCCCAAGUCUGUGUGGAACGGAUCACACAGAAAGGCGAGGACGCAUCCAGAUCUCAGCCAAGAUCACUGACGACACGCUCACCGUCACCAUCAAAGAGGCUAGGAACCUGGUGCCCAUGGACCCAAACGGCCUGUCAGACCCCUACGUUAAGCUCAAGCUGAUCCCAGACCCCAAGAGCGAGAGCAAGCAGAAGACGAAGACCAUUAAGUGCUGCCUGAACCCCACCUGGAACGAAACCUUCACUUUUAACCUUAAAGAAAGCGAUAAAGACCGCCGUCUCUCGGUGGAGGUGUGGGACUGGGAUUUGACCAGCAGGAACGACUUCAUGGGAUCGCUGUCCUUUGGGAUCUCGGAGCUGCUGAAACUAGGAGUAGACGGAUGGUAUAAGCUGCUGUCUCAGGAGGAAGGAGAAUAUUUUAAUGUUCCUGUUCAGCCAGACGGAGAGGACGGCAACGAGGCAUUUAGACAAAAGUUAGAGAGAGCGAAAGUGGGGCCUGGGAAGCCCACUGACAGCUCUUCCUCUUCAGUAUGCAAAUACGACAGUAAUGGCAAUCAGGACCGCGUCAAGCUCACGGACUUCAACUUCGUCAUGGUCCUGGGCAAAGGCAGCUUCGGCAAAGUAAUGCUGGCAGAGAGGAAAGGCACAGAUGAGUUAUACGCCGUUAAAAUCCUGAAGAAAGACGUGGUGAUCCAAGAUGAUGAUGUGGAGUGCACCAUGGUGGAGAAGAGAGUUCUGGCUCUGUCUGGGAAACCUCCUUUCCUCACUCAGCUGCACUCGUGUUUCCAAACCAUGGACCGGUUAUAUUUUGUCAUGGAGUAUAUUAAUGGGGGAGAUCUAAUGUACCAAAUCCAACAGGUGGGAAAGUUUAAAGAGCCUCAUGCUGUGUUCUACGCUGCAGAGAUAGCUAUUGGGCUCUUCUUCCUUCACUCCAAAGGCAUUGUGUAUCGAGAUUUGAAGCUGGAUAACGUGAUGUUGGACUCUGAGGGACACAUAAAGAUCGCAGACUUUGGCAUGUGCAAAGAGAACAUGCUCGACGGCGUUACGACAAAGACGUUCUGUGGAACUCCAGACUACAUCGCUCCAGAGAUCAUAGCGUACCAGCCUUAUGGGAAGUCCGUAGACUGGUGGGCCUUUGGAGUGCUGCUUUAUGAAAUGCUUGCUGGACAGCCGCCUUUUGAUGGUGAGGAUGAAGAUGAGUUGUUCCAGUCCAUCAUGGAGCAUCAUGUCUCCUACCCCAAGUCCAUGUCUAAAGAAGCUGUUGCUAUCUGCAAGGGGCUCAUGACCAAACACCCAGGUAAGCGUCUGGGAUGUGGUCCAGAGGGGGAACGAGACAUCAAGGAGCAUGCCUUCUUCCGCUACAUCGACUGGGAAAAGCUAGAGAACAAAGAAGUCCAGCCGCCUUUUAAACCGAAAGCUAAAUCCCGCCGAGAUGUUGGGAACUUUGACAAGGAGUUCACAAAGAUGCCAGUGGAGCUGACGCCAACAGACAAGCUUUUCAUCAUGAAUCUGGAUCAAAAUGAGUUCCAGGGCUUCUCCUACACCAACCCUGAGUUUAUCAUACAAGUCUGAGGAGACAUCAUGAAUCUGUCACACACACACACAUGAACUACUCCAUCUCAUCAAGAGCUCUCCCUGAAUCUCAUCACACAUCUGGAAGUUGAAGCUCUCCACUAGAAGAAGAAGAAAAAUAUCAUUUCUAUGGCACCUCUCAAGAUAAAAAUCAGGAGGAGUUUCACAAAAACAAAAAAUGUAAAAAUAUUAAAAAGAAUUUAGAAAAAUGGUUAAAAAUAUAUUUAAAAGGAGCAAAAAAUAGACAAUUGUGAAAAAAAACAUUGAUAAGAAAGAGAGAGUGUGAACAGGAAAGAGGGAAAUCAGUGGAUAUGGAGGAAGGUGGAAUAGGUGGGGAGAGCAGAAUAAAGAGAGAGUGGUGAAGAAGGUCAUACAAAAGCCAGCUUGAACAGGUGAGUCUUCAGCUGCUUUUUGAAGGAGACCACUGAGUCCACUGAUCUCAGGCUCAGGGGGAGAGAGUUCCAGAGUCUGGGGACCACAGCAGCACAUGAUCUGUCACCUUUGGUCUUUAGCCUGGUGCUGCACAACCAGUAGGCUUUGAUCACUGGACCUCAGGGACCUGCUGGGGGUGUAGGGACUAAGAAGAUCACCAAUGUAAGAUGGUGCUUGUCCAUGUAAGGCCCUAUAGACCAGAACCAGGAUCUUGAAAUGAACCCUGAAGUUGACUGGCAGCCAGUGAAGCUGGAGGAGAAGCGGGGUGAUGUGGGUGUGUUUGGAGGACUUGGUCAGAAGCCGAGCACAGGCGUUCUGAACCACCUGUAGACGGUUCAGGGAGGUUCUGCUCAGACACGUGAAAAGAGAGUUACAGUAGUCUAAGCGUGAGGAGAUGAAGGUGUGGAGAACCGUCUCAGGUUCAGAGCGGGACAGAAUGGGACUCAGCUUAGCAAUGUUCCUGAGAUGGAAGAAGGAAGAGCGAACAAGAGAACUGACAUGAGAAUCCAGGGUGAGAGCUGGGUCAAAGGUCAUGCCAAGAUUCCUGCCGUAAGGUUUGGUGUGAGAAGCAAGCUGACCAAGAGAGUCUCUGACUUUGGGAACCAGCUUGUCUGGGGCACAGAUGAGGAUCUCAGUCUUAUCUUCAAUCAGCUGUAGAAAGCUCCCAUCCAUCCAGGUUUUGAUAGAGUCUAAGCAGGUGUGUAACAGCUGCAGCUUAGACAUCUCAUGAGGCUUAAAGGAGAUGUACAGUUGGAUGUCAUCUGCAUAAAGAUGGUAGGAGAUUCCCUUGAAGGAGCUCAGGAUGUGCUGAAGAGGAAGCAGAUAGAGGAGGAAGAGCAGAGGCCCCAGCACAGAACCUUGUGGGACACCAUGGGUAAGAGAGGUGGUGGAGGGCCUAAACUUGGAGACGGCCACAGAAAAGGAACACAGACAGAUAAGAGAACCACUCCAGAGCAGUUCCUGAUAGGCCUACCCAGUCUCUCAGCCUCUCCAGUAGCAGGUGAUGGUCAACAGUGUCAAAGGCUGCAGUCAGGUCCAGCAGGACCAGAACAGAACAGUCCACUGCAUCACUGUGAGUCAGAAGGUCAUUAGAGACCCUAAGAAGAGCUGUUUCAGUAGAAUGAGCUCUACGAAAACCUGACUGGAAGCUAUCAUAGAUGUUAUGUUGAUCAAGAGCAGCUGUGAGUUGUUUAGCCACAACCUUUUCCAAGAUCUUGGAGAUGAACGGAAGUUUAGAGAUGGGUCUGAAGCUGCUAUGGAGAGAGGGGUCAAGACUCGGUUUUAUAAAAAGUGGGUGGGUUACAGCAUUCUUAAAGUAAGCAGGGACCUGACCAGAAACCAGAGAAGCAUUAAUUAUAGAGAGCACUCUGGGACCGAUGGACUGAAAAGCACUUUUAAACAAAGAUGAGGGUAAGAUGUCGAGGGGGCAUGCAGAGGUCUUCAUAGAGUUAACUAGCUUGGUUAACUCAGGCAAAGAAACAGGAGCAAAGCUAUCUAGGAUGAUUGGCCUGGUUGGAGUUGGGAGAGGCAGCGAUAAGGCUGAAGGAGAGAUGCCAGAUCUAACAUUACUGACUUUGUCCACAAAGAAAGACAGAAAGUUCUCACAGUCUGCAACAGAGUGGAUGGAGGCUGAAGGAGAGGCAGGAGACACGAUGCUGCUGAUGGUGUUAAACAGCACCUUGGGGUUCUCUUUGCUAUGGGACACCAGGUUGGAGAAAUAGGAAACCCUAGCAUCUCUGACUGCAGAGUUAAAGGAUGUCAGAAGAUCCUUUAGGACUAACAUACAAACAUACACUCUUCUUUAAAUCAAUCCUCAAAAAACACCCAGAGUGGGCUGCAAUCAUAAGUCAGGACUUCCAUAAACAAAUGAAGAAAAGUUUAAACAUACAAAUGCAGAUAGAGGGAUGCACCAAAACAAGCUGGUUUCCAGGAAACGCUCAAGACUUCACUAUUAUAAAUGUGCAACUUUGACUUUUACUGGUCAUGAUGCAUGGGCCUUUUUGGUUUUGUGAGAAUGGCUUCAUGGACAUUUAAGAAUCAGUAUGUCAUGUAUGUGCUCACACACACACACACACACACACACACACACACACACACACACACACACACACACACACACACACACACGUGCGUCUGGAGGCUACAAUUUAGAAGAGAAGGAAGGUUUAGAACUAUGAUGGUCCUGAUUUAUAACCUCAUGUCUAAGCUAGUCCUGUACUUAGUCUUAAGCAUGCCUUGUCUUCCAAGUUGAUGCAAAAAAUAAAACCUUGGGUCCAUUUUGACAGUGGUAUGUGAAAAUGUGUCUUACCAGAUCACUUCUUCUCUUUCCUCCAUGGUGCAGUGGGUUAGUGCUCUCCAGGCCCAUACAGUUCUUGUGGGGGGAGUUCCAGUGUGCAUGUUCUUUGGUGCAGCAGUGUGUUUAUGAGUCAUUUUCAACAUCUCUGAGGGGAAAACCCUCAUGAGAUGUUAUGAAUGUAAAAAUCCACGUUCCUUCUGAAAGACCUGCUCACAUCAGGCUCUUCAAAGCUCCAGACAAAGACUGUAUGGCUGAGAAAAUAUGAAGCUGUAAAAAGCAACGUCAAACGUGAACUUCUGUAUGAUUUGUGUUUGUGUGUGUAAAUUGGAAUGAGUUCUUGAGCUAGGAUUGUUUCUCAUGUUAUUGUACAAAUAUACACACUCCCAUCCCAGUUUUCAUUUUUUCCUUCACAUCUUUUAUCCUUAACCAUUUCCCUCCCAAUCAUCUCCUCCCCUCGCUUUGAACCUUUAUAUUUUCUCCAUUUAUUAAUCCCCCCCCCCCCCCCCCCCAGUACUCCCAUUCACCCAUACAUACUUUUCAAAUAAGUAAAAUAGUUUAGGAAAGAUUAGGAAAUGAGGGAGAUUUACUAUGCAAAAGGAAGGAGGUCAAGAGUACGAGACAACCUGAAGAAAUAAAGGACAUCUGAUGCAUGCGUCAUCUUUACCUAUGAGUAGGAGACAUGUACAAAUUGAACAUUAAAUAAAUAAUUAUGAAGCUGUUGUAAA